AUGCGUAUUUGUGUGGCAACUGGCAGCUUUCAGCAACAGCAACAGCAGCAGCAACAACCAGCAAGACCCAAGAAGAAUUGGCUGCGGAGCAUACGCUCGGUACACUUGCCCAGGAGCAAGUUGGUCGAAAUAGUUCCCCAGAUGCAGGGCAUCAGCGCCGAAGAAGGUGGAUCAUUAUCCAGAUCCGGACAUCUCAUGACCCUGGAGACUCUUUCACCCAUUUCGCAGCUCCCCAGCACCAGUAAAAAAAAGCCGAAUGAGGAGCCAAAGGAGCUCUUGGUUUGCAAUGAUUGCCUUAGCAAUUUAUCAGAGGAUUCCACGGCUAGUAAGGUGAAUAAGGUUGUAAAGGAACCCGAUUUUCCAAAGAGUACUCCAUUCGGCCGUCUGCUGUGCAUUAAGGAAAGUUCGGAUAAUGUUUCGGAGUGGGAUGAGCGACUACUGUCUCCUACGGAAAAUCAAAACAAGGAGAACAAGGAUACUUCAAAGCUUAAGAUCUUACCGAAUCCUUCAAAAGACGAGUUACGCUACAGCUCGUGGAUACUCUCAAACGACAAUGUUCCUCCCCAGAAUAGCGAUAAUAAGGAUAUUCCGAGUGAGGUUCCGAAGUGGAACAAACACCGCUCAGAUUGUAUUAUCAUAUCAAGCGAUGACGAGGGUUUGCCUGGCCAAACAAAUGCAGCUAUUAAAAAGAGACACAAGCAAACUGCCACGAAGCUUCGCAAAAAUGUGUCUUCAAAAAAGAGUCGCCAAUCUACUGGGAAAUAUCCAAAUGCAGAUCCAACUGGGUCCAAGGAUAAACAAGAUACUAAGGGAAAGCAGAUACCCCGGCUUACUCGGAUUAACUUACCGCCCAGUAAGGAUAACCCGAUUAAGGAUACGAUGCAGAGCCCUCAUCACUCCGAGGACUUUGUUUUCCAUCAGAACCUGGAUAAUAAGAUCGCUGUGAAGACAGUGAUGCCGAAGUUUCUCUCAAAUCUGUCUUCGUCAUUUAAUUGCCAGCCGUCGUCUAGUAAUGAUAAUACAAAUGAGAAUCCUAUGUGGCUCAAACUUUCGAACCAGUGGACUGCCCCCAAUAAUAACAACGACUUUCUUAUAAAUGAGAACCAGUACAAUGAAGUAGCUGUGCAGCAACUGCUCCCUUUAAUUUUACAACCUCAAAACUUGAUAGAGGGCGAGGACAUAGACCUCAGCAACGAUGGUUCCCAUGGGAAUCCCAUGCGGAACUUAAAUCGGAAAUUGGAAAGAAAGGACACUCUGGUCAAUAAGGAUAUUAAGGGAAAGGAAAAGCUGGCCACUAAUACUGCUCCAAAGACCGUUUGGAACACGGACAACCUGUGCGAGUGCGCCAUGCGGGAAAUCCAGAGUCCAGAGGCUUCCCAAACCAAUGUGGAAAGUUGGCGGAGCAUCGAGGCGAUCUGCAUGCGUCUGAGGGACAUUACUGUCCCGGGUAAAGUUGGUCUCCUGGAGGAAACGCCAUUCUUCGAGGACAUUUUCGAUGUUCUGGGUAUUCAAGAGGAGCAGCCCGAAUCAAAUCGUGCUUCUCAAUUGCCCAUUGUCAUGAAGGAGGAUGCCAGUACUGAUUCUGAAAAUGAGACAGUUUUAAAAUUUUUUAAUCAAAAAUAG
Molecule: messenger RNA, 1623 nt
Organism: Drosophila rhopaloa
Lineage: Eukaryota; Metazoa; Arthropoda; Insecta; Diptera; Drosophilidae
Exons: 2
Coding region: 1-1623 (540 amino acids)
Source: RefSeq, a predicted model, not a curated record